GGCGGAGGAGGGCCGCUGUGUUUCCCCGCCUCCGCCUAUGCCGGCUCCGUGAGGCUAAUUCCUGUUUUUUUCCCCCACUCUUUGAGGUGUCUGCAAGUUUGCCUGCGUGCUCGCCAUUCUUUCGAAGCAACCACGGUGAAGAGGAAGAAGCAGUUGGAAGCCGAGGCGGGCAACCACAACGGCCCAAGCAAGUGUUUAGUAAUGGCAGCAGAUUCUAUGGAGAUUGAUGAUGCUUUGUAUAGUCGGCAGAGAUAUGUUCUUGGAGAUACAGCAAUGCACAAGAUGGCUCAGUCUCAUGUAUUCCUAAGUGGAAUGGGUGGGCUUGGAGUGGAAAUUGCUAAGAACAUAGUUCUUGCAGGAAUAAAGGCUCUCACUAUCCAUGAUACCAAACAAUGCAAGACAUGGGAUUUAGGAACAAACUUCUUUGCUCGUGAAGAUGAUGUUCUAAAUGUAAGGAACAGAGCUGAAGCAGUACAGCAUCACAUUGCAGAGCUGAAUCCAUAUGUCCAAGUGAUGUCAUCAACUGAUCCAUUAAAUGAAAUCACUGAUAUUUCUUUUUUGAAACAAUAUCAGUGUGUCAUAUUAACUGAGAUGAAGAUGUCACUGCAGAAGAAGAUUAAUGCUUUUUGCCAUACACAGCAUCCACCUAUUAAGUUUAUAAGUGCAGAUGUAUAUGGAAUAUGGGCACGUCUGUUUUGUGACUUUGGUGAUGAAUUUGAAGUCCUAGAUACCACAGGAGAGGAACCAAAAGAAAUCUUCAUUUCAAACAUAUCUCAGGCAAUUUGUGGUAUUGUCACCUGCCUUGAUAAUAAUCCUCAUAAACUUGAAACUGGACAAUUUGUAACUUUCCGGGAAAUCAAUGGAAUGACAUCUUUAAAUGGAUCUACCCAUCAAAUAAGUGUGAUAUCACCUUAUUCCUUCAGCAUUGGGAAUACUGCAGAUAUGGAACCUUAUUUACAUGGUGGUAUAGCUGUCCAAGUAAAGAUACCUAAAGUAUUUCAUUUUGAACCAUUGGAGAAGCAGUUGUAUAAUCCAACCAAUCUUAUUGCUGACUUCAGCAAACCUGAGGCACCUCUACAGAUUCAUAUUGCUAUGCUUGCUUUGAAUGAAUUUCAGGAGAGUUUUGCUCGCAUGCCAAACAUUGGAUGUCUUCAAGAUGCUGAAGAAAUGGUGAAGAUAGCUCUGUCCUUAAAUAAAAUGCUGGAAGGCAAGCAUCAAGUAAAUGAAGACAUUGUGAAAUGGCUAUCAAGGAUGGCUCAGGGCUCUUUAGCUCCUCUCACAGCUGCACUUGGUGGUAUUGCUAGUCAGGAAGUCUUAAAAGCAGUGACUGGAAAGUUUUCUCCCCUGCAGCAAUGGCUGUAUAUUGAUGCAUUGGAAUUAGUCACAUUUCCAGAAAAAGUCCAUGCUGAAGAAUUCCUUCCAAGGGGAGACAGAUACGAUGCCCUAAGAGUGUGCAUUGGAGAUUCCUUGUGCCAGAAAUUAAAGAAUCUGAAUGUUUUCUUAGUUGGGUGUGGUGCAAUAGGCUGUGAAAUGUUAAAAAAUUUUGCACUCCUUGGUGUUGGUACAGGCCAAGAAAGAGGCAAGGUUGAAAUAACAGAUCCGGACUUAAUAGAAAAGUCCAAUUUGAAUAGGCAGUUUCUUUUCCGGCCUCAUCACAUACAGAAACCCAAGAGUUGUACUGCAGCAGCAGCAACACGUAGCAUCAAUCCUGAGAUAAAGAUAGACUCAUACCUUAACAAAGUGUGCCCAGCUACUGAGAACAUAUACAAUGAUGAUUUCUACACCAAGCAAGAUGUAAUUGUAACUGCAUUAGACAAUGUGGAAGCCAGGAGGUAUAUUGACAGUCGCUGCCUAGCAAGCUUACGUCCUCUCCUAGAUUCUGGAACAAUGGGAACCAAAGGGCAUACAGAAGUCAUUGUGCCUCAUCUAACAGAAUCUUACAAUAGUCAUCGAGAUCCACCUGAAGAAGAAAUACCAUUUUGUACAAUAAAGUCUUUUCCAGCUGCUACUGAACACACAAUACAGUGGGCAAGAGACAAGUUUGAAAGUGCUUUUUCACACAAGCCUUCCCUAUUCAAUAAGUUUUGGCAAACAUAUCCAUCAGCAGAAGAAGUGUUACAGAGAAUAAAAUCUGGGGAAAGUUUGGAAGGCUCUUUCCAAGUGAUUAAGUGCCUGGGUAGAAGACCAAGAAACUGGUCCCAAUGUGUUGAAUUGGCAAGAUUAAAAUUUGAGAAGUACUUUAAUCAUAAGGCUCUUCAGUUACUGCAUUCAUUUCCCAUUGAUACACGAUUAAAAGAUGGCAGUUUGUUUUGGCAAUCACCAAAAAGGCCACCUUUUCCCAUUCAGUUUGAUUUUAAUGACUCUUUGCACUACAGUUUCAUACUGAGUACAGCAAAACUGUUUGCAACAAUUUAUUGUAUCUCUUUUACAGAAAAGGAUGUAUCACAAGACACUAUUUUCAAGAUAAUUUCUGGGUUAAAGAUUCAGGAGUUUCGACCCUCUAACAAAGUUGUACAAACAGAUGAAGCAGUACGGAAACCAGAUCCUAUUCCUGUAAGCAGUGAGGAUGAAAGAAAUGCUCUUCUUCAAUUGGAGAGUGCCAUCUUGGCCAACAAAGCUACAAAAAGUGACUUGCAGGUGAAGGAACUUAACUUUGAAAAGGAUGAUGACAGUAAUGGCCACAUAGACUUUAUUACAGCAGCUUCCAAUUUGCGUGCCAAAAUGUAUAACAUUGAACCUGCAGAUAGAUUGAAAACAAAACGUAUAGCUGGAAAAAUUAUCCCUGCUAUUGCAACUUCUACAGCAGCUGUAUCUGGCUUGGUUGCUUUGGAAUUGAUCAAAGUAGUGGGUGUCUGCCCAUUUCAAGCAUAUAAGAACUGUUUUUUCAACUUGGCCAUUCCAAUAAUUGUCUUUACAGAAACAGCUGCAGUUAGAAAAACAGAAAUAAGAAAUGGAAUAUCUUUCACAAUCUGGGAUAGAUGGACUAUUCAUGGGAAAGAUGAUUUCACACUGUUGGACUUCAUAAAUACUGUCAAAGAAAAAUAUGGAAUUGAACCAAUCAUGGUUGUCCAGGGAGUCAAAAUGUUGUAUGUACCUGUAAUGCCUGGCCACGUUAAACGAUUAAAGCUGACGAUGCAAAAACUUGUGAAACCAGUGGUGAAUAAGAAAUAUGUGGACCUCACAGUAUCAUUUGCUCCUGAAAUAGAUGGUGAAGAAGACUUGCCAGGACCACCAGUUAGAUAUUAUUUUGCCCAUGAAAAUAACUGAGACAGGUCUACUGUUUACAACUUAGUAGGUCAUAAGAAUUGGGCGUGGCAUCAUCUCCUUUUUAUAAAUGGUACUAUAUAUAAAGCCUUAAUUCAGAAUUGAACAGUGGAAGAUGGUGAGUUCUUCUGAGAAGUCCUACAGCAAAAUAACUUGUAACAUUGUAAGGAAAUUUGAAGCUUGCUGGAAAAUAUUGCUGUUUUUUGUGGAAAAAAAUAACUUAUUACUAUCUUCAAAAAGAUCUGAAAGGCGAUUACAAAAUCUGCACUGAAAACAGGAGCUGAAUAUUAUGUGAGGUGGCAAUCAAGACUGGAGAAACUGUACCACGUUCCAAAUGAUUUUUUUUCCUGCUGUUUUUCGCCACUGCAUCGUAAUCCUGAACCCAUCUAUCCUAUAAUGUUCCAUUGCAUAUUGAUCCUGUUUUCGUUGUAUAAAAUGCAAUUUUUUAUAUAAAAUAGGAUAAGUUAUAGAUAGGAAAAACUAAAGUGGUAAUGUUGGUUUACUUUAUACUUACACCGGAAGUAGAACAUCCAAAGGAACAUUAUGUGAAAAAUUGCAGAUAAUUUGUAUUUAUUUCCUAAACAUUUGAUUUUGAUAUGUUCUUUACAUAUUGUUGUAAAGAACUAUGUAUAAAAAAGACUGAUUUGAUCCUAAUUGAAAAGACAAUUAACAUGCUUUUAAUGGAAAUAUAUUAUAUUUUAGAGAAUUUUGAAAUUUGAAUUUAGCUGAUAGUCGCAUUAUCCAUUACUGGGCACUUGUUUUAAACCUCACCCGGUCCUAAACAAAGAAAGUGGGGUUCACUCUUUCAUAAUAAUAAAAGGGACAUAUAAAUGCGUACCACCUAUUCAUUGAUUUCUUUCCUACAGACUCUAACUUUUAGUAUAUUAUUAUUAUUAUUAUUGAACUACUGAGCUUGGUUAGGAAAAAACACUUAACGGGAUAAUUGAUAGAAAAGUACACUUUUAGUGCAAAAAAAGUAAGCCUUGCUAAACCAUGUUUUGUGGUUGGACUCACAAGCAGCAACCCACUGUUAUAUAAUUAGAAGUGAUUCAGAUUUAAUAUAUCCAGUUGUUGAACUGUUUUAUUGCAAUCUCUGGCCAAGGAGUUUAUUAUUUUUACGUAAGUCCCCUAGGUUUGAAAGUUUUAUAUUGUUGCUAUCACUUAACAUGGAACUUGCAAUGCUUAAGAUGAAAAUCAAUAGGCUUAAACAUACUACAAAUGUAAGUGAUUAUCUCCUUUGGCCACUUUUUAAUGUGGUGAUUCUGUAAAGUAUUUGGAUAUAAGCAUGUUUCAGCUAUAAUGAGUCUGAUUGCAAGCAGUUUAGACAUGUAAAGUUAAACAUUAAGCUUAUUAGCAGAGGACAAGAAAAAUUAAGUUCAGUACUCUGCAACCAAGGUAGCUUCCAGAAUGUGUUUUUCAACCCCUGAAAACCUCAGCAAUACUCAUAUUAGGUAGGAAAUUCAGGGAAUUGAAAUCUUCACAUCUGGACAGCACCCACAAUAAAAAAAACAAAAAACCCAGGUUUGGCUUUGUAUGAAAAAGUAGUGUUACAGAAGCAUAAUUCAUUUUUGUUUUAUGUAUGUAGCCUGAAUAAAUUGUUGCCCAUUAUAUAUUGUUCCA
Messenger RNA from Pantherophis guttatus, 4884 nucleotides. RefSeq names its product ubiquitin like modifier activating enzyme 6 (gene UBA6). NCBI's taxonomy places the organism in Eukaryota, Metazoa, Chordata, Lepidosauria, Squamata, Colubridae. Gene Ontology annotation, biological process: ubiquitin-dependent protein catabolic process; DNA damage response; protein sumoylation. Gene Ontology annotation, cellular component: SUMO activating enzyme complex; cytoplasm; nucleus. Gene Ontology annotation, molecular function: SUMO activating enzyme activity; ubiquitin activating enzyme activity. The record is from RefSeq and is a predicted model, not a curated record.